Molecule: messenger RNA, 2864 nt
Organism: Phycodurus eques (leafy seadragon)
Lineage: Eukaryota; Metazoa; Chordata; Actinopteri; Syngnathiformes; Syngnathidae
Product: proto-oncogene vav-like
Exons: 27
Coding region: 179-2713 (844 amino acids)
Biological process (GO): regulation of GTPase activity; intracellular signal transduction; cell migration
Cellular component (GO): cytoplasm
Molecular function (GO): guanyl-nucleotide exchange factor activity; protein binding
Source: RefSeq, a predicted model, not a curated record
GAGCCUGCUUCCGCGUGAACUUGACUGCGUGUGUCAAGAAAAAGGAAGUGCAGAGACGGCGCUAAAGAACACCCACCGUGGAACAGAGGGGGAACGGCAGUGUGUGAUAAUGAAGUCACCAACGAAAGACGACCGUCCACGCCGAAGAACCGUCUAAAGGACCUCAGCAACUCACAGGAUGGAGUUGUGGCGCCAGUGUGCAAAAUGGCUGAUCGAGUGCCGGGUCCUGCCGGAGACGCACCGCGUCACGUGGGAGGGUGCACAGGUGUGCGACCUGGCGCAGGCCCUAAGAGAUGGCGUGCUGAUAUGCCAGCUGCUCAACAACCUGCUGCCUCAGGCCGUCAACCUGAGAGAGAUCAACCUGCGCCCACAGAUGUCCCAGUUCCUGUGCCUCAAGAACAUCCGGACCUUCCUGGUAGUGUGUCAGGACAAGUUCCAGCUGAAGAAGAACGAACUGUUUGAAGCCUUUGACCUGUUCGACGUGCGCGAUUUUGCCAAGGUCCUAAACACUUUGUCCAUCCUGUCUCACUCACCCAUUGCCGCACAAAGAGCAUUUCAGCCUUUCCCUUUGGGAGGAGACAUUUCUGAUGAUGACAUCUACAACGGCCUGUCCGACAAGAUAGACGACACGGUAGAUGAAGCAGACGAUUUGUACGACUGUGUGGACGAGGAGGGGGCCGAAGGGGAUGAAAUCUAUGAAGACUUGAUGAGGACAGUUGAACCCGAAACUAAGUGCGGAGUGGACAAGCGAGAGUGUUGCCUUCAGGAGAUCAAACAGACGGAAGGAAAAUACUCGGAUACUCUGGAAUCUAUUUUACAGCACUUCAAGAAACCUCUGGGAAAGUUCCUCGAGGCUCAGGACAUAGAGAGCAUCUUUGUCAACAUACAGGAUUUGGCCAGCGUACAUCGAGAAUUUUUGGACGAGAUCCAGAGCUCGGUGGGGAACGGAGCCAAGAAUUUUCACCAUGUGUUUGUCAACUACAAGCAGAGGCUUCUGCUCUACGGCCGCUACUGCAGUCAAGUGGAAACGGCGACCAAGCAUCUGGACAAGCUGGCGAGUACGAGGGAGGACGUCAGGAUGAAGCUGGAGGAGUGUUCCAAGAGAGCAAACAGCGGCAGAUUCUCUCUCAGGGAUCUGCUUAUGGUGCCCAUGCAGAGGGUCCUUAAAUACCCCCUGCUAUUACAGGAGCUGGUGAAACACACCACCGACCCGUCAGACAAGGAAAACCUGCGCACGGCUCUCGAUGCCAUGCGAGACUUGGCACAGUGUGUCAACGAGGUGAAGCGAGACAACGAGAUUCUCAGGCAGAUCACCAGCUUCCAGUUGUCUAUCGAGAACAUGUCGCAGUCCUUGGCCCUCUUUGGCCGGCCCAAAAUGGACGGAGAGCUGAAGAUCAGCAGCACAGAAAAGAAGUCCAAACAGGAAAGAUACGCUUUCCUCUUUGACAAGGCCUUGUUUGUGUGCAAGAAGAAGAGCAGCGAGACCUUCGAGUUGAAGGAGAUCAUCGAGCUCCAGCACUACCAAGUCCGAGACGAAACAGCGGGGGGGAAGGACAAAAGGAAGUGGUCCUACCUGUUCCUCCUCCUGGACUCCUACGGGAAGUGCGGCUACGACUUAUUCUUCAAAACACGAGAACUGAAGAAGAAAUGGCUAGAACAGUUUGAGAUGGCUCAGUCCAACCUGUGCCCCGAGAACGCAGCAGCGAACAACCACGAUUUCCAGAUGCACAACUUUGAGGAGACGGCGUGUUGCAUGGCGUGCUCCAUGAUGCUGAGAGGGAUUUUCUUCCAGGGCUACCGCUGCACGCGCUGCAAAAUAGCCGCCCACAAAGAGUGCUUGGGCAUAUUGCCGACUUGCGGACGCAGCUCAGACCACCCAGGCACUGCAAGAAAGAAUAGGACACACAGGUCCCCAGGGAAGACCGGCAUUGGGUUUCCCAAGGUGGAGGCGCGCCAGGAGUACUUCGGCCUGCCGCCGCCGCCCGCCAGCUUUGGGCAUCCGCUGUACCUCUCUAAGGGUGACGUAGUGGAACUGACGCGGGUGGAGGUGGACUUAUCGUGGUGGGAAGGCAGAAACUUGACUGGAGGACAGGUGGGCUGGUUCCCCUGCAGCAGAGUUAUACCCUUCUCACGUAGGCCCACCCCGGACCUGUCUGCUUUCAGCUGGUUUGCGGGGAACAUGGACCGACACGCCGCCAAGAACCUGCUCGUGUCCCGCUCUGAAGGAACCUACCUGGUCCGGCAGAAGGACGGCGGAGAAUUUGCCAUCAGCAUUAAGUUCAGCAUGGACAUCAAACAUAUUAAAAUCACCUCCUAUGAUGGCUUAUUCCGCAUCAAUGAGAAGAAGGCCUUCAAGGGUUUGGUGGAGAUGAUUGAGUUCUAUCAGCAGAACUCCCUGAAGGAGUGUGUCAAGGACGUGGACACCACACUGCACAUGCCGUACAAGCAAGCUGAGCAGAGCAACGACCACAAGCCCCGUGCCGUGCCCAAAGGAGGCGGCUUGCGAAACUUCGGCAUGGCGAGGGCCAGGUACAAUUUCUCAGCCCGCGACCGCUCUGAGCUGUCUCUGCACGAAGGAGACACCAUCAGGAUCCUAUCCAGGAAAGGCCACAGUGGCUGGUGGAAAGGAGAAGUGUAUGGCAAGGUGAGUGAAGAAAAAAAAAAUAAUCGUACACGCUAUCACGCUUUCAGACUCACAGUUGUUGUCGCCUAGGUGGGCUUCUUCCCUUCCAAUUACGUGGAGGAGGAUUACUCUGACUACAGCUGACCUGCAGGCCAGGACUUCACAGUGUCAGAUCAUGUGUGCGAAAAAGUAGUGCACGUCAUCUCAUCAUGUGAAUAAAUUGGGUUUGAUAACCAUGAAA